AUGGGGGACAUUCUUAACUAUACUGCCAGCGGAACGUUGAACAGGUCUUUGACAGAUCAGGACAGGUUCAGCAGUCUGGAGGACAUAGAUGUAUCUGCUGAUGGGAGCCCGGUUCUUAGAUUCAUUAUCUCGAUAGUAUAUUCGGUGGUGUGCGCUGUUGGGUUGGUGGGGAACUUGUUGGUUUUUUUCUUCAUAAAAGUGAAACAAGGCAGGAAAAAGUCCACAAUCAACUUCUUUAUUCUUAACCUGGCUGUGACAGACUUCCAGUUUGUGUUGACCCUGCCCUUCUGGGCAGUGGACACCGCUCUUGACUUCAGCUGGCCGUUUGGGGAUGCGAUGUGCAAAAUCAUUCUGUCCGUCACUGUCCUGAACAUGUACGCUAGCGUGUUCUUUCUCACUGCCAUGAGCAUCACACGCUACUGGUCUGUCGCAUCAGCUCUUAAAAACCGAACUCAACCGAUAUCCUGUUCGGUGAAAUGGGCGAGCGCGCUACUGUGGGUCUCAGCGACCGUGGCUACGGCACCAACAUCUAUAUACUCCACGGUGAAAAACGUAGCUGGAGAGAAGCUCUGUCUUUUGAAAUUCCCCCAUGGACAGUAUUGGCUUGCAGUGUACCAUCUUCAAAAGAUUUUGAUUGCCUUUGUCUUACCGAUGCUAAUUGUUUCCAUCUCCUAUUUGUUGCUCCUGCGGUUCAUCCGCCUGCGAAGCAUGAACACUAAGAACUCCAAGAGGAGAUCCAAAGUCACAAAAUCCGUCACUAUCGUGGUCCUCUCGUUCUUUCUUUGUUGGAUGCCAAACCACGCCAUCACGUUCUGGGGAGUCUUAGUCAAAUUCAAUGUGGUUUACUGGGAUCAAACAUACUACACUGUUCACACUUAUGUGUUUCCAGUGACUGUCUGUCUAGCUCAUGUAAAUAGCUGUUUAAACCCAGUUCUUUACUGUCUCACGCGGAGGGAGUUUAGAAAGAAGUUGAAAGAUUUCAUUUUUAGAAUGUAG
Molecule: messenger RNA, 996 nt
Organism: Conger conger (European conger)
Lineage: Eukaryota; Metazoa; Chordata; Actinopteri; Anguilliformes; Congridae
Gene: rxfp3.3a3
Product: relaxin family peptide receptor 3.3a3
Exons: 1
Coding region: 1-996 (331 amino acids)
Biological process (GO): G protein-coupled receptor signaling pathway; immune response
Cellular component (GO): membrane
Molecular function (GO): G protein-coupled receptor activity
Source: RefSeq, a predicted model, not a curated record